AUGCAUUGGCUUCGGCACGGCGACUCGAACUCUAAAUUCUUCCACAGGUCUGCUACAGCUCGUAGGAAUUUUAAAAGAAUUGAUGGUUUGGUGGAUGAGGCAGGGGUAGCGGCCAAUAGUCAGGAAGAGUUGUGUGGAAUAGCUAAGUCCUAUUUUGCUCAUUUGUUUGAAGCCAGGCAAGGAAAUUAUGAACCGGUGCUGAAGUGUAUCCAUCCGGUUAUUUCUCAAAAUGAUAAUGUCAGGUUGUUGUCCCAUGUUACCAAGGUUGAACUUUAUGAGGCUCUUGUCCAGAUGCAUCCCGACAAAUCCCCUGGUCCCGACGGAUUUAAUCCAGCUUUUUAUCAACAUUUUUGGGAUCUUUGUGGAGAUGAUAUCUUCAUGGCAGCUUCUUUAUGGCUACAAAGAGGUUUUUUCCCGCCUGAGCUAAAUGAGACUAAUAUUUGCCUUAUACCCAAGUGUGUUAAACCGAACACUAUGAAAGAUCUUCGUCCUAUCUCUCUGUGUAAUGUAGUGUACAAGUUGGUUGCCAAAUUGCUAGCCAAUAGAUUGAAACUUGUGUUGAAUAAAUGUGUCUCGGAGGAACAGUCGGCGUUUGUUGAAGGUCGGUCCAUUCUUGAUAAUGCUUUGGUUGCUACGGAGAUUAUUCAUGCCUUAAAGAGAAAGACUAGUGGUAACACUUCCCAUUUGGCUUUAAAGAUUGAUAUUAGCAAAGCCUACGAUAGAGUGGAUUGGGGGUUCCUUGGUGCUAUUCUUCUUAGAUUGGGCUUUGAUGAGAGAUGGAUACAUUGGCUUAUGAUGUGUGUGACUUCGGUGCAUUAUUCUGUUCUUGUUAAUUCGGAUAGGGUUGGACCAAUUAUUCCAGGAAGAGGUCUGAGGCAAGGAGAUCCCCUUUCUCCAUAUCUGUUCAUCCUCGUUUCUGAAGGACUUUCUGCUCUUAUUAAAGGCGCUGUUUCUCGAGGAGAUCUUCAUGGAGAACAUAUCUGCAGGAGGGCACCCAGUUUGUCCCACUUGCUUUUUGCUGACGAUUGUUUUUUAUUUUGCAGGGAAAAUCUGGUGGAGGUGACAAACCUCAUGAAUAUUCUUAAUACUUAUACUGAGGCGACAGGUCAGGAGAUCAACUUGUCUAAGUCUGAAGUGUUUUUUAGCCGUAAUUUAAGUGGACCGGCCCAGGAGGAUCUAGCCAGAUUGAUGGGGGUAAAACAUGUCUUAGGCACAGGAAUGUAUUUGGGGUUACCUUCGAUGAUCGGUAGAAGUAAAAAGGCGGUGUUCUCAUUUAUCAAAGAUAGAAUUUGGAAACGCAUCAAUACUUGGAGUGGUAGAUCUUUGUCAAGAGCAGGGAAGGAGGUUAUGAUUAAAUCAGUUCUCCAGUCGAUACCGGCCUAUAUUAUGAGUGUAUACUUGAUUCCGGAAGGGGUGGUGAAUGAUAUCGAGAGAAUGCUUAAUUCGUUUUGGUGGGGAGGUGGUCGUAACAACAAAGGUAUUAGGUGGUUGGCUUGGGAUAGGAUGACUAGUUCGAAAAGUGAUGGAGGUAUGGGUUUUAGGGAUUUUAAAGCUUUUAAUAUGGCUAUGGUUGCAAAGCAGGGUUGGAAUAUUGUUUCAAAACCAGACACUCUUGUGGCUAGGAUCUUCAAAGCAAGGUACUUUCCUAAUUCCUCUUAUCUUGAUUCCAAGAUUGGUAACAAUCCAAGUUAUGCUUGGCGGAGUUUGUGGAAGGCUAAGGAAGUCCUAAGAAUGGGUAGUCGGUGGAGUAUUGGAAGUGGGAGUAGUAUAAAGGCGAUGUAUGAUCCGUGGAUCCGGGAGAAAGAUGGAUGUUGGGUAAACGGUCCGCAAGGUCAUAAUGUGUAUAACCUCUUUGUUAAGGAUCUUAUGCUUCCAAACAUUAAGCAGUGGGAUGUUAUUAAGGUAAAACAACUCUUUGACAAGGAAGGGGCUGAAGCCAUUCUUCGAGUUCCCUUAGUGGAGGAUGUAGUGAACGAUAGGUUGAUUUGGCACGAGGAGAAGAAUGGGGAGUAUAGUGUGAAAUCGGGUUAUAAACUGUGGAAAGGAUGCCAUAGUAGUUCUCGGCACCACGGUAUGGAGAGUAGGUGGAAGAAUAUUUGGAGUAUUUCCGCGCCACCUAGAGCUAAGCAUUUACUUUGGAGAAUUUGUAAAGGAUGCCUCCCGACGCGCUCAAAGCUACAACAACAUCAUGUUCAGUGCCCGUCUUUAUGCCCUUGGUGUGAGGUGGAUGAGGAAGAUGAGUGGCAUGUGUUUUUCGGAUGUUUUUGCACUCUUCAAAGUUGGCGGGCAGCAGGUUUGUCUUCUAUAAUAGAUCAUCGGUUACAUAAUUUUCAUGAUGCUAAGUCCCUUAUUUUUGAUGUGUGUAGCCGUGAGGAUCGUAGGGAUGCGGGUAGAUUUGCUGUUUUGUUGGAGGUGCUUUGGAGAAGUAGGAAUAAUGUGGUUUGGCAGGAUACUCGGGAUGAUUCUAUGAGGAUUGGUUUACAAGCCUACCAUAAUUGGUAUGAUUGGUUCUCAACUAGAGAAGAGAACAUCUCAGGUGUUGUUAAUAAUAUCUCAACCGUGUGGAGUCCGCCUUUGAAUAAUUAUUUGAAAUGUAAUGUUGACGCAGGUUUCAGUAAUGUGCAUGGUACUACAAAUAAAGGGUGGUGUUUUAGGGAUCACUUGGGGAGAUUUGUUUCAGCUGGUGUGUCCUGGGAUGCGGGCUUACUUUCCGUUAUUGAAGCGGAAGCCAUCGCCUUGAAGGAAGCUAUCCAGAAUGCGAUUUCCCUCCAGCUAUCUCAUGUUAUUUUUGAAAGUGACUGUCAACUUGUCAUUAAGUCUAUUCAUGAUUCAAAUGUGGGUAGUUCUGAAUUUAGUUUUAUUAUUAAUUCCAUUCGGCAGUUAUUAGCUUUGUUUCCGAACUUUGAGGUAGACGCGCGAAGGAGCGGCAUAGCCUCUAAAUGGGUGCUAAGUAUUCAAAGCUAUUUAUGGCAGGGUUCAGCUCAUACAGGCCCAGCUUUAACACCUGUAGAAGUGUUGGUUGCAAUCCAUGGAAUUGUUCCCGAGAAAGAUGGUCUUGCACUUAAGAAGAUAACAGAUGCUUGCUCGGCUUGUUUUGAACAACGUACAGUGUUCACUCAGCAGGUUCUGGCCAAGGCAUUGAAUCAGAUGGUUGAUCAAACACCGUUGCCCCUGCUUUUUAUGAGAACAGUUAUUCAGGCAGUUGAUGCUUUCCCUGCACUGGUUGAUUUUGUUAUGGAGAUACUCUCAAAACUUGUGACCAAACAGGUGUGGCGUAUGCCAAAACUUUGGGUUGGUUUCUUAAAAUGUAUAUAUCAGACGCAGCCACGUUCUUUUCAAGUAUUGUUGCAGUUGCCACCUCAACAACUGGAAAGUGCACUCAACAGGCAUGCUAAUCUCAGAGCGCCCCUUGCUUCUUAUGCCAACCAAUCAACUGUAAAAUCUUCAAUUAGUAGAUCAACUUUAGUUGUUCUUGGUCUUGCAAAUGAAACACAUGUGCAGCAACAUUUAUCAGCAUCAUUGCACCAUUCCGAGAAGGGUGCUUCAGUUAGUGGGGCAACUCUGACAUGAUAGUUGAGCGACUGACACAAAUUUAGUCCAUGGCAUGACAAUUUGAAAACAUGAUCGAUGAUAUCGGCCAAUUUCCGGGGUUUAUAGGCAACCAAAGAGAAAAAUCACAAAUAAAUAGUUCAUAUAGUGUGAGCCUCAACAGAUUGUUUGAACCAACCAGAAUGCAGCUUAUUGAGUGUUUAUAUAACCUAGUUGAAUCAAGGGCAUACAUUCUCAAUUAUAUCAACAAUGAGUUUCCUCUCCAUGAUUGGAACUUCAUUCCAGUGCUC
Vicia villosa (hairy vetch) is the source of this 3839-nucleotide messenger RNA. RefSeq lists its product as uncharacterized. The coding region runs from base 1 to 3570 and encodes 1189 amino acids. Gene Ontology annotation, molecular function: nucleic acid binding; RNA-DNA hybrid ribonuclease activity. NCBI's taxonomy places the organism in Eukaryota, Viridiplantae, Streptophyta, Magnoliopsida, Fabales, Fabaceae. The transcript has 8 exons. The record is from RefSeq and is a predicted model, not a curated record.